Messenger RNA from Frankliniella occidentalis (western flower thrips), 2922 nucleotides. RefSeq lists its product as uncharacterized. The transcript has 10 exons. Gene Ontology annotation, molecular function: zinc ion binding. Bases 1 to 2748 code for a protein of 915 amino acids. NCBI's taxonomy places the organism in Eukaryota, Metazoa, Arthropoda, Insecta, Thysanoptera, Thripidae. The record is from RefSeq and is a predicted model, not a curated record.
AUGCAAUCACGGAAAGACCAGCAAAGAAGAGUAACUAAACUGUCCCUUAGCAAGAAAGUGCAAUCGUCUCUUUUAAAUGGUGGUGGUGAUAUUCCUUCUGUACAAGCACCAACUGAAUCCCCAAAUGAAACAAGUGUGCCAUUGCGCCAGGCCUCUGAUAUUUUAGUCUUGGAGAGUCAGAAUGAUUUCCUUUCUGUGUCAACUGCUGCUGGUAGCUCUAAUGUGGUCAUUUCUAAUAAUGCUAAUACUAAUGAGUUUCAAGACCCAAUAGUUCUCAGAAGUGCUUUUCAGGCCACCCUUCCAGAGUAUGAGCACUUUGUUGUCGCAUUAGAUCAAGCACACCCUUACCCAAAAAUUGUGAGCAUGAACCGUGGUGAGAUGUGUACAGCGCUGCUCAGGGUGAACCUUCGCAGCAAAGAGGAGGCAUUGCAAUGGCUGGCUGACUACCAAACGUCUUCGUCAACUGACUGGAGAGUCAGGCGAACGUUUGAGGAAAAUACACCUUGCAUCAUAUUUAAGAAAGAAUUUAGAUGUCACAACAAUACCUUAGCACAAUACAGGCCAAAAACAAAGAAAUGCAGAUACAAACAUACACUUUGUGAAGCGUCAUUAAUGAUAACAGUAAAAAACUUUAAAAUGCAGAGGAGUUCUGAUAAGUUCUUGAAAACUGCACCUUGUGAAAUUGUUAUAAAUAAUUUUCACAACCAUCCUCUUGCAGUAGCUGAUAGUUUAAGGCUGCGCCGACCUACACAACAAGUUAAAGACGCUUUCCUUGAACUGUAUAGAUCUGGCCACUCACCCUCCUCAGCUCACCGCACUUUCACUUUUGAUUUGCAAAUGAAACAUGGAGACGAAUUCUUCAAAGUGCUAGCUGAUGGGGCCCAAUGCCCUACCAAACAAUGGUGCUACCAACUGUACUACAAGACUUUCAAAGCUCAUUAUGGUGUCCCUGAUGGGCAGGAAAUGCUGCAAUCUCUCCAAGAUGCUGUUAACAAGUACAAUACAGACUGUGGAUCUGUUUGUGCAGCAGUUGAAAAAACAGACAGUGAUGUAGUUGUAGCAAUCUGCACUCCACUCAUGAAAAGGGUUCACCUGAACCUGAAAACGUGUAGUGAGAUGGUAUUUAUGGAUGCUGGAGGAGGCAUGGAUCGACAAAAUAACAGGAUCUUUGUGAUCCUUUCUCCUAGUGUUGCUGGAGCCUUGCCAGUUGGCUUAAUACUUACCAGCUCUGAAUCUGAAGAAAUGGUCACAAUAGGAUUAAAGCUACUGAUGACAAUAGUGCCUCCUAAUGGGUUUUAUGGGCGAGGUUCUAAAGGCCCAGAAAUAUUCAUGACGGAUGAUUCUACAGCUGAGCGAAAUGCUAUCAUGAAUGUUUUUCCUGAUGCUAUUCUGUUGCUCUGCUUAUUUCACAUUUUACAAGCUUUCUGGAAAUAUGUUACCCUAUCUGAACAUAAAGUAAGCACCAAUGAUCAACUGCACAUUUUUAAUCUCUUUAGGGAUUGGUGUUAUGUUGAGGAAGAGAAAGAGUUUAUGGAGUCAUAUUCAAAGAUUCUUGAAUAUUCAGAGGUAUCAUCUAAUUCCAUCCUAAAGAAACAUGUAAUCGACCUCUAUGAUAGACGCUCUGAGUGGGCACUGUGCUUCCGCUCAGAUUACCUGACUAGAGGAAACAACACAAAUAAUUAUGCCGAAAGUUCAAUAAGACAAAUGAAGGAGAGUAUUAUGGAGAGAACUAGGGCUUACAGUUUAGUCCAGCUGUUUGACUUCAUGACAUCUCGUCUUGAACUUUACUAUGAGCGAAGAAUUUCCUUUGUGUUGAACAACCGCACUGAGAACUUCUACAAAUCAAAACAUUUCACAAGACCUGAGAAAUUGUCUGACCUCAUCUGUUCUGCAACUUCUGAGGAAAACUUUUACAUUGUUGAAAAUUUAACAAAGAAAACCAAGUAUGUUGUUGACAUGAACUUGGAGCUUUGUGGUUGUCCGGUUGGACGAAAUGGAAAGGCCUGCAAGCACCAAUUUGCAGUAAUCGAAGAAUUCAAAUUGUCAUCAUCACAAUUUUUACCAUUUCAAGAUGAAGAGGCAAAACUUGCCCUCCAUAAAAUAAUGAGCACAGUUGAAGCACCACCAGGCUGGUAUGGGUCCCUAAAAAGUGGACCAACACAGUUUUCAACUGGUUUCCCAGCUGUACCUGUCCCUUCAACAAUUACAUCUGGAGAGAAUAAUGGAGACAGUGCAAUUGACAACGAAUUGGGUGAAGAUAUGCAGGUAGUCUCAUCAGAUAAUAAUGCAGUGGACAUUUCUGCAGAGGCAAACAAUGCAAUAGAGAUGUGGUCUCAAUUUGAUGCCUAUGUCUUGAAUGGCCUCAAGAACCGACCAGAAGUGUUUGUCGGAGCAGUGCAGCGUUUUAUGGAUGGUUUCCGAAGAGCAAAGUCAUCCUCUGAAAAUGCUGUCCUGUCCGCCAUGCACAACUUCAAUCGUGUGGUCAAAUACAACAGGCCCAAACACAACCAGGGCAACAUUGGGGUGAAUCGCCUUUCAGUCCAGAGGAGGAAAAGACCAGUUGGUGGAAGGCAGUGCGUACAGACUGGGAGGCCAGCAAGAGCAGCUCUCACAGCUGAGCAUGGUUUCGCACGGCAAUCGAAGAAACCAGCCUGGGAGAGAAAAGCGCCACCCAAACGAGCUUUUCCUCAUCAAGUAACUGAGAGAGCUGAACUAAUGUCGUAUAAUAAGAAGCCAAAAAAGUGUUAAUACCAGACAUCAGUAGUUAAAGUUGUUUGUGAUAAACUACUAUAUAGUAUUUACACUUUUUACAAUUGUUUGUCUGGAGGCUGUGAUGAAGUAUGUUUGGUUCAGAACAGUAGUUGUUUAAGUUUAUAAAGUUUUUGGUAAAUAAUAUUUACAUUUUAGUGAACAUAAUGUGAU